AUGCUUGAUCAUUUAUCACCAUCAAUUGAACAAUUAAAAUUAAAAUCAAAAUCAAUUUUAUCUGAUUGGCAAGAAUAUAAUCGUGUUUUACUUCAAAUAGAAAAAAUUAUACGUGAAGCUGAAGCUGGUAUUGAUCGUGUUCAAACAAGUCCAAUCAAUGUUGAAACUUAUGAAAUGAGUACAAGAAAAAUUCAGAAGAUCAUUGAUAAAUUUGUAUAA
Messenger RNA from Rotaria sordida, 219 nucleotides. The record is from the annotation of a GenBank genome assembly. Lineage: Eukaryota; Metazoa; Rotifera; Eurotatoria; Philodinida; Philodinidae.